This is a messenger RNA of Lampris incognitus (smalleye Pacific opah), 2015 nucleotides long. RefSeq names its product phosphodiesterase 9aa (gene pde9aa). The record is from RefSeq and is a predicted model, not a curated record. Gene Ontology annotation, biological process: cGMP catabolic process. Gene Ontology annotation, molecular function: 3',5'-cyclic-GMP phosphodiesterase activity. The transcript has 19 exons. Lineage: Eukaryota; Metazoa; Chordata; Actinopteri; Lampriformes; Lampridae. The coding region runs from base 42 to 1520 and encodes 492 amino acids.
GAAGUUGUGGAAAUGAUUAGUAACGAAGAAUGGUAUAACCAAUGGGAUUCCCGGUGGUGUUCAGUAGGUUUUGCAGCCCGUGUGACAUCAAGGAGCUGUUUUGCACCGCUCUGGGCCUACCAAGGAACACUGGCCUGUCUCUGCUGGACUCUACUGGAGCCAUGGUGUCCAUCGACCCCACCAUGCCCCACAACACAGAAAGGUCACCAUACCGAGUGGUGCCUCUGACGGGAGGACAGCUUGCUGAUAAAGAGGAACUCUUUCAGAAUGUACUGACUCAGGUGGCAGAGCAGUUUUCCAGGGCGUUCAAGAUCAACGAGCUGAAGACCGAGGUAACCAACCGCCUAGCCAUGUUGGAGAAGAGAGUGGAGCUGGAAGGGAUGAAGGUGGUGGAGAUAGAGAAGUGUCGCAGCGACAUUAAGAAGCUCCGCGAGGAGAUGGCUUCCAGGAACAAUAGCAGCUUCCUGGAUGACAACAAGAAGCUGACUCCUCGUAGAGAUGUACCCUCCUACCCCAAGUACCAUUUGUCUAAGGAGACAGUAGAGGCUCUCAGACAGCCCACUUUCGAUGCAUGGCAGUGGGAGCCCAAUGAGAUGCUGAGCUGUCUGGAACACAUGUAUCAUGACCUGGGGCUGGUCAAAGACUUCAACAUCAACCCUAUCACACUCAAGAGAUGGCUGCUGUGUAUCCAUGACAACUACAGAAAUAACCCCUUCCAUAACUUCCGUCACUGCUUCUGCGUCACCCAGAUGAUGUACAGCAUGAUCUGCCUCUGCAGCCUACAGGAGAAGUUUACUCAGGUGGACAUUUUGAUUCUAAUGACAGCUGCUGUGUGUCAUGACCUGGAUCACCCCGGAUACAACAAUAUGUACCAGAUUAAUGCCAGGACAGAAUUAGCAGUGCGCUACAAUGACAUCUCUCCCCUGGAAAACCACCACUGUGCCGUGGCAUUCCAGAUCUUCUCACAACCUGACUGCAACAUCUUCUCCAACUUCGAUCCCGAAGCUUUCAAACAGAUUCGUCAGGGAACCAUCACGCUGAUCCUGGCCACAGACAUGGCGCGGCAUGGCGAGAUACUGGACUCCUUCAAACAGAAAGUCGACAGCUUUGACUACACAGAUGAGGAGCAUGUCACCUGUCUGAAAAUGGUGCUCAUUAAGUGCUGUGACAUCUCCAACGAGGUGCGGCCCAUGGAGGUGGCUGAGCCCUGGGUGGACUGCCUGCUGGAAGAGUAUUUCAUGCAGAGCGACAGAGAGAAGGCUGAGGGUCUGCCUGUGGCUCCGUUCAUGGACAGGGAGAAGGUCACAAAGCCGACGGCUCAGAUCGGCUUCAUCAAGUUCGUCCUAAUCCCCAUGUUUGAGACAGUUAUGAAGCUGUUUCCUCAAAUUGAGGAGAUGAUGGUUCAACCACUGAGAGAUUCGAGAGACAGAUAUGAGGAACUCAAACAGAUUGACGAUGCUAUGAAUGAGGUACAGAAGAAGAAAAGUGAGAACCUAACUAUGGGAGGGAAGAAGAAGUAAAAGGCAGCUUCAGCGAGCGACUGUGAGAGGAGAGCACGAGUGUGAAGCAGUGUGUCGAGCACAAAGCCAAAGUUUGUCAGAUGCACCCUGGCCCCAUUACCGAGCGGAGCAUUUUCCAGUGCUUUUUCUGCUCUCAUCAUUGAGACUCUCAGGAGUGCAGGACCGAUUACAAGUGGGCAUUUGGGAAGAUCUGGUAGGGUCUGCGUAUGCCAGGGACGAUCAGUCCAACACCGAAAAGAGUGAUUGAGUGGAUUUUGAAUAGUGGUUCACAGUCAUCAGCAUCAACUACUGAUAAGACUCGACUCGAGGACCAGAUGGACUAUUCAAAGUCUUUUCUUCAGGGAAUGUCAGCACUUGUACAGCACAGACUACUGCAGUGAACAAUAUUUAGACAUAUCUCUUACGUUUGGUUUUUUUAAAUGUUUUUUACAGAUUGUACAGAUUUUUAGUCACCGUUGUUCUUUCCUACAAAAAAAAAUAAAAGGUUUACUUAGA